AUGUAUGGCAGGCUACCAUUGGUGGAACUGUUCAACACCGUGUCCCGGCUAUGGAAAAAUGUAGCCCCGGUUUCUUUGGAAAAGACUGUCGUGCAAAAUGUUCUUAUCCAUAUUUUGGGGAAGACUGUCAGGAACGAUGUGAUUGUGACGAAAGACUGUGUGACGUAUCUACCGGAUGUCUUGUUGUCACAACAGUACAUACAUCAUGUAGCCCAGGAUACUUUGGUACAAACUGUAGGGGAAAAUGUUCCUAUCCUUAUUACGGUGCGGAAUGUCAAGGUCAAUGUGACUGUGAUAAGGAGUUAUGUGACGUAUCUACCGGAUGUAUCGCUAUUACAACAGUUCAAGCAGGAUGCAUCCCCGGGUACGUUGGUGAAAACUGUCGAGGAAAAUGUACGUAUCCUUAUUACGGUAUGGAUUGUCAAAAUCAGUGCGACUGUGAUGAGAACAGAUGUGAUUUCUCAACCGGAUGUACAAAUUUUACAAAAGGUAUUGCAUCACCUUGUACACUAAUCGUUAUUAAUAACAAGCUAUAUUUUCAAAUGAUCAAAACUUUUUUUUAUUUAUAGAAUUAUUAAUAUUUGUUGAUGAAUGUUUGCCUAUAGAGAUGUAUUUUACAAGUAUGACAUAGCAACUACAUCCUGAAACCAAUAACACAAAGAGUGUUCUAGAAAUGAAAGGACCAUAAAACGUGCCAGGUUAUCAUUAUGUUGAAACAUUCAUAUAGG
Magallana angulata is the source of this 728-nucleotide messenger RNA. RefSeq lists its product as uncharacterized. The transcript is spliced from 4 exons. The record is from RefSeq and is a predicted model, not a curated record. NCBI's taxonomy places the organism in Eukaryota, Metazoa, Mollusca, Bivalvia, Ostreida, Ostreidae. Bases 1 to 513 code for a protein of 170 amino acids.